Molecule: messenger RNA, 2817 nt
Organism: Gastrolobium bilobum
Lineage: Eukaryota; Viridiplantae; Streptophyta; Magnoliopsida; Fabales; Fabaceae
Product: low-temperature-induced 65 kDa protein-like
Exons: 5
Coding region: 27-2696 (889 amino acids)
Biological process (GO): response to abscisic acid; response to stress
Source: RefSeq, a predicted model, not a curated record
CAAGCAGAUACUUUUCCUUUUCAACCAUGAACUCUAGAGUAGUUCAAAGUAAUAUGCACGAGUACGAUCAACAUCAUGAUCCUCACAAUGUUGGCUUACAACAAGGGGCACAUGGUGUAGAAGAACACAACCAUGACCAUGAGAAGAAAUCAGUUCUGAAAAAAGUGAAGGCAAAGGCUAAGAAAAUUAAGGACACAAUCACGAAACAUGGCCAUCAUGACCAUGACCAUGAACAUGGUCAUGAGUAUCACUAUGAAGAUCAACAUAUCCCUGAUGAUCAUGACUUGGAUGAGGAAAAUGAUGACGAUGACGAAAUGGUUGAAGACCCAGAAAUCCAUGGAGCACCAAUGUAUGACAGUGCCGCUGCUAGAAAUGCUACCCCAGGACAAGUCAACACUUUAGGGAAACCUGGAGUUAAUUUUGGAGAUGCAAAAGUUAUGGGCGAAGAACUUCAUCACGAGCCAAGAGUUGUAGUUGUUUCUCCAACUGCUGAAAUUAAUCAAAGCAGAUCCACUGACCCAGCCAGAACAUUUGUUGGGGAAGAGAAGGCACAUAAGUUCAAUUUGGAGAGACCGAUGGACUUGGAGGAAGAUCCUCAUGCACCAGGAAGUAGACCUGAAGCAUUUACUCCAGCCAACUAUCAAACCAAAGUCACUGAUCCAACUGGGGCAGGUGGUGCAGAAAUUGACAUUAAACCAAUUCAGAAAUCUUUUGACAGGAUGACUAUCCACAAUGAGCCAAAACCUAACCCAGAACCAAAAGUUAUCCUUCCAACUAUUGCUGAAACGCAGUACCCUGCUGCUCACAGCCACCACCAAUUUGUGCCAGAAUUAUCCACUGCAACUAAAACUCUCUACCCACCAGCUGAAAGCCAUGGCCAAUACUUGCCAGAACUAUCUAGUGAAAUCAAAACACAAUACCCUAAAAACCAGGAUCGGUUUAUGCCAGAGUUGUCUACAACCACAAAUCAGUACCCUUCUGCUGAAAGCCACAACCAAAACUUGUCAAAAUUGUCUAGUACUGCAACAAAAUCCCAAUACCCAUCUGCAGGAAGCCAUGAUCAGUUUGCAAAAACUCAGUACCCUUCUGCAGGAAGCCAUGAUCAGUUUGCAAAAACUCAGUACCCUUCUGCUGGAAGCCAUGAUCAGUUUGCAAAUACUCAAUACCCAUCUGCAGGAAGCCAUGAUCAGUUUACAAAUACUCAAUAUCCUUCUGCUGGAAGUCAUGAUCAGUUUGCAAAAACUCAAUACCCUUAUGCAGGAAGCCAUGAUCAGUUUCUGCCCGAGUUGUCUACUGAAUUACCUAAAACUCAGUACCCUUCUGCUAGAAGCCAUGACCAAUAUCUGCCACAACAGUCUAGUGCAACAAUAACUGAAUACCCUUCAACUAGAAGCCAUGAUCAUUUUAUAGAAUCAAAGGAGAAACCAUCAAACCAGGAUGAGUUUAUGCCAGAGUUUUCUACUUCAACAACCAAAACUCAGUACCCUUCAGCUAGAGGCCAAGACCGAAACUUGUCAGAAAUGUCUAGUGCAAAAAAAACUCAAUACCCUUCUUCAGGAAGCCAUGAUCAGUUUCUGUCAGAGUUAUCUACUGAGCCUAAAACUCAAAACCCUUACGUUAAAAGCCAUGAUCAAUACUUAUCGCAAGAGCCAAGCACAACAAAAACUGAAUACCCUUCAGCCAAAAGCCAUGAUCAGUUUGUAGAGUCAGUGGAGAAACCAUCAAACCAAAGCAGUUACGCAGAAAAAAUCUCCUCGGCGACCUCUGCAAUCGCUGAUAACGCCGUCGCUACUAAAAACAUGGUCGCUUCCAAGCUUGGAUAUGGUGAAAAAGGUGACAGAGACGAGAAAGAAACAAGGUGGCCACAUGAAGAGGACAACACAAUUGGAGAAAAUCCAUCAAACCAGAGCAGUUACAAAGAGAAAAUCUCAUCAGCAACCACUGCAAUAGCUGAUAAAGCUGUUUCUGCUACAAACACUGUAGCCUCUAAGCUCGGUUUUGGUGAGAAAGGUGACAGCGAAGACGACAAAGUGACAACACAAGAAGAGAAGAAAAGCGAGAAUACUUCAGAUUAUGGAAAGAAAAUUGCUCUCUCUUUGACGGAGAAACUAGCUCCAGUUUGUGGAAAAGUUGCUGGGGUAGGAAGUGCAAGGAAGUCCCAAUUUCAAGGAACUGCUAACAAUGAAAAUGUGGUUAUAGAACAGGACAGAGGGGUUUCUGUGAAGGACUACUUGGUUGACAAGUUGAGGCCUGGUGAUGAAGACAGGGCUCUUUCUGAGGUGAUUUCUGAAACUUUGUAUAAGAAGGAAGAAGAGCCAAAAGAGGUUAAUGAGGAUAAAGUGGAUGAUAUGAAUCUGAAAAAGUUGGUUUCAGAUGCUGUACACAAGCGAGAAGAGGAGCCAGAGAGGAGAGAAAAACAUCUACCCUUGGAGAAAGUGACUGAGUCAGAAGAGGUCAAAAAAAGGUUGGGUAGUGGGGAUGAGAAUAGAGAGAAAAGUUAUGCAGAGAGCUAUGUUAAUAGCCCUGGAAAAGGUGUGGUUGAUAAGCUCAAAGGUGUUGUUGGAUCAUGGUUUGGCAACAAACCAGAGGAGAAUCAAUCCUCACAAGAUGGUGAAGAUUUGUCUAAGAAUUCUGGUGAUGAAGUAGAACAGGUUAACCAAGCUGCGGGUGAAAGAAGACAUACAGGAGUCAUGUAAUUAAAGAAUAAGUUUGGGGGAAUUUUUAUUAUCAUAUGCAUUGUGUGUUUGUGUACUUUUCUAGUGAUGUUUGUGUAGAUGUUGAGAUUUGUAUAAUUUGUUAUGCUUUAUUGUUGAUUAC